UUAAUCACCACUGGGUUUUUUUUUUUUUUCUUGCAAAACAAACUAAAAAAGACUGAAAAUUCUGAAAAAAAAGGUUCUGUUAUAACAUUUUGUAAAUAAGUAAUUUUUCUCCUUCACUGAUGUGCGCUAAUGAGGCUGCAGUGAUGGGCAUUGAUAGGCUGCACUGAUGGGCACUGAUGAGGAGGCACUGGUGGCACUGAUGAGGAGGCACUGGUAGGUGGCACUGAUAGGCAUUGAUAGACAU
Staurois parvus is the source of this 244-nucleotide messenger RNA. The record is from the annotation of a GenBank genome assembly. Lineage: Eukaryota; Metazoa; Chordata; Amphibia; Anura; Ranidae.